AUGGCUUCCACUCCUACCACAACUGCUCCGGUCAAGCGAGCCUGCGAUAGCUGUCACCGAAGAAAGGUCAAGUGCAUUGGUGAAGGCACGGCCCCUUGCAAGAACUGCGUCUCUGCUGGCCUUGCAUGCACAUACAAUGCCAUCCCACAGAAGAAAGGCCCUAAAGGCAGCCGCGCCAAAGUCCUAUCUGAACUUCGCGAAACUCAACGCAAUGCUCAACUUGCUGCCGGAUUCCCAACCGAUCUUGGAUUCGAUGGCCGGACACUAUCCUCGACAUUUGCUCGCACACCUGGCCUUAUGCCCCCCGCUCUCGUUGAGAGCUGCAUAGAAUACUUCUUCGCCCAUGUCUACCCCUCAGAGCCUGUCUUGCAUCGCCAAAGAGCGCAAGAAGCCGCAGUCGGUAUGGACCGCUCGACAGAGGCAUACUGUAUGGUGGUUGCACUAUGCGCCUACGUCAUGAUUCAGGCCAACCACAAGCCACCCGUCAGCGUACUACCACGACCAGAAAUGGCCCACAUGUCAAAUGUCGGCAUCGGCCAUGUCCUGCUGGAAGAGUCGGUUCGUGUACGACAAGGCUACGAUCACCGCGAGAAUCCCACCCACUACAGCGUGCUCACAUCAUGGUUCUACAGUGGCUGCUACUUUGGACUGGCGCGCGAGAACACAGCAUGGACAUACCUCCGGGAUGCUACUACACAAGCGCAGCUACUUGGUAUGCAUGACGAGGAGACCUACAAACACGACCCUCUCGAUAUAUCACGCAAACGAGUUCUGUACUGGCUGCUCUUCAUAGCUGAAAGGACAUAUGCGUUACACAAACAUCGCCCAAUUACCUUACAUCCAACCAUCCACCCGCCUUCGCUAGACGAGGUUCCUUCCGAUCGACCCAUUGCCGUUGGACUGGAACUUAUGAUCAACAUGUUCAAGAUCAUAGACGAUACAUUCAUCAACCUCUGGAAUCGAGUGCACAACACACAUGCAAGCGCGGCAUGGAUUACGCAAGUCCAAACCCAACUUUCAGAGGCCGUUCCCGCAUAUUUUGAGUGCACAGAAGUCCAAGAAGUUCAAAUCCGCAUCACACAACAAUGGCUGCGAUCACAGGCAUGGCAACUAAGUGUUUGCCAGGGCCUUGUGAGCAGCGUGUCAAAUGACAUCCCCCUCACAUUCAAAUACCCCAUCGAAAUCGCCAGGGACCUUCUCACUAUUUCGCACCAAUUUUCCCAACAAGCCAUGGAAAUGCACGGCGUAGGACUGAUCGAGAAGCUAUUCGACAUUGCUUGCUGUCUGACUGAUGUCGUUGCAUGCACAUCCUUUUCGCCUGAUGCAUUUGCUUUGGGCCCUCGCGACUAUGUGUCGCGUUUCCUCACUCUCAUAUCGACCCUUCGUGGUGGACAGACUCGAUACCUUCCUCUUCUCCUCGCAAAGCUCUCCGAAGUCCUACCCAACCUUCCGCUUCCCCGGUCACUGAACCUCCCCCAGACGGUUCCCGCAGGCACGCUCGGCCUUAAUGCUACUGGCUCGGGGACACUUCCCUCCAAUGUCGCCGAUGACUAUUCGGCGAAUCCCAACGCAACGUCGCCCUCGUAUCCUUCAAAUGAUCUGAUUCGUCGACUCGCCGCCCAGACCGGAGCCCAACUUCCCUUCAAUACAUCCCAGCAUUCCAUGGUCAAUGUACCUACUACGCAUGUGGGCGACAUGUCCCUGUACGACUCCUCACACAGUACAGCACAUUCGCACUCAUCUAGCUCAGCUCCCAGGAGCACUUCUACGACACCUGGCCCCUACGAGACUCCUAUGUCACAACGGGGGUCGCAAAUCGUAGGUCACCCGACCAUGCAACUCCCCACCUCGCACGGGCACAUGCAGAGCCACCACAUGGGCGUUAAUGCUACAGCAUACGACCCACGUUUUUCUAUUCAAAGUUACCCCGUCGACCCCAUGAUGUACAAGCAAUAG
Messenger RNA from Alternaria postmessia, 1956 nucleotides. RefSeq lists its product as uncharacterized. Gene Ontology annotation, biological process: regulation of DNA-templated transcription; DNA-templated transcription. Lineage: Eukaryota; Fungi; Ascomycota; Dothideomycetes; Pleosporales; Pleosporaceae. Gene Ontology annotation, molecular function: DNA-binding transcription factor activity, RNA polymerase II-specific; zinc ion binding; DNA binding. The record is from RefSeq and is a predicted model, not a curated record. Bases 1 to 1956 code for a protein of 651 amino acids. The transcript is spliced from 4 exons.